GUCAGCAGGGUUCAUCGACGUCGACCAUUUGUCAUCACCAGCCUCCACUACACAUGGAUUCCUCGCCGACAGUUAUCCGCUUACCUUUCUCUGACGUUGAUCCACCGCACACUUUCCUUCAAUUGCGAUUCCCAGCUCAUUUAAUGGCGCCUUGAAUUCCAGUCGAAAAAUUCAUACAACUAGUUCGAUCGCAGCAUUCGCUACGCCACAGAUAUUUCCGACUAUGGAUGGCAGCGGCAAAGGCGAGGGCAAAUGCAUUGAGGAUGACUGGAGCAACAUAUUUAAGCUAAAUCCGGCUUUCGAUCCAGUCUUGGAAUACAAAUGUUGCCCUGCGCCUCCUCCAUCGAUGGAGAACAAUCAUUUGUUCGAUGGAGUGAUCGGCCCUAGUUCGCCUCAGGCUCUUCAGCUUUGCACGGAAGGGUUAGGGUUUGAGAGCUCGGAUGAGACUGAAAGCCCUAAAAUUCAAGCCUUUAAUGGCGAUGAUAAGGCCGAGGAAAAUUUUGUGGAGGAAACGGAACAGGGGACUCCCAGGCGGCAUAGAGCACCUUGCAAUAAAUUUCCGCCACCGCUGCCAUCAAUAGCGCGGAACGGCCACGCAGGCUUUUUCUUCAAGUCCUGCAAAAAAGACGGGAGAUUUCUUUUGCAGGAAGUGAAGCUUCCUCCGCAUGAAGUUCUCCACGCAUGGCGGGGCGAAGGACGCCUCCAGUUGCAUCUUGCGCAUAAUGAUGAUUUUGACGACGGUUGUACAUCCGAUCGAAAAUAUAUAGGCAUAUCCUUCAAGGACGCCUCCAGUCGCAUCUUGCGCAUUAUGACGACUUUGCAGACGGGUAAUGCACAGGAAAAUGGCGACACAGAGCCAUUUUUAGCGUUUUUUUUGCAUUUUUGCUGUCAUUUAACAAACAUAUUAUCUUUUUUUUCUCUCUGCAUCAUUUCUCUGCUCUUACCUACUGCAAUUGUACAUCCGAUCGAAAAUUAUAGGCAUGUCGUUUAAGUUUAUAUUGUCGUCAACCUUGAGUUCUGCGAUGCCUUCAUUCUGAUAAAUUAUUUCGACUCUACUGUCACACAUUAAUGGCGGCUUCGUUUAUUCAUCAACUUUAAUUUUGCGCGUUAAACAGUUUCACAGUAUUAAGCUGCAUGAAUCCAUCACACUUUUCUGCCGUGUGGCGGGGAAGUGUGCAAAGUGUGCAUGCUUCCAACCAUGCGGAUGCUGUAAAGCUGUUCUAAUUAUAUAGUUUGUUUAUCUUUUUGUUAAACUUUAGAUCUGACAAAUGAAAGGAAAAACCAGAAUUUGUAGAGUUAGAAGUGGUAACUGGAAUUAAUAUGAUCCAGACAAUUCUUUCUGUACAAGGAGAAGAGGAGAGAUUUUAUAUACCAAGCUUCACUCAAUUAUUAAGCUGUUA
Molecule: messenger RNA, 1400 nt
Organism: Cryptomeria japonica (Japanese cedar)
Lineage: Eukaryota; Viridiplantae; Streptophyta; Pinopsida; Cupressales; Cupressaceae
Exons: 2
Coding region: 224-991 (255 amino acids)
Source: RefSeq, a predicted model, not a curated record